This is a messenger RNA of Rhea pennata, 3764 nucleotides long. RefSeq names its product WAS/WASL interacting protein family member 2 (gene WIPF2). The coding region runs from base 1254 to 2582 and encodes 442 amino acids. Gene Ontology annotation, molecular function: actin binding. The transcript has 9 exons. The record is from RefSeq and is a predicted model, not a curated record. NCBI's taxonomy places the organism in Eukaryota, Metazoa, Chordata, Aves, Rheiformes, Rheidae.
GUUUUGAAAGGUCCAGCCUUGGAAGUCGUCCCCGAACCGGUGCAGCCGCAUUCUGCAGCCGACAUCAGAGGGUUGGAAAUUCCGCUUGAUCUGCAGUUCAAAGCCGCUGCCUCCCUGAGGAUGAAAUGCUUCAUCUUGAGUUUGCAAAUGCAGACUCGCCGCAGAAGCAGUGUAGCUGUGAAAUACAAAUCCGCCACAGUGCCCAAAUCCCCCUGAAAAGCAAGGAAACACGCUCGUGAUCGCUGAAGGUCACUGCUGCAAGUCGUGAUUUAAAAACAAAAACCCACCCCCAGCCUUGAGGGACGAGCAGAAACCAGGGCUACUUUCUGCAGAAAGCAUUUCAUUUCCCUUUGCAGUAAAUAUGCACUUGAAAAUGCUUAAAACCAGGGUGUGCGCUCCUGUCACGGAUUUAUCUGGACACAGGCCUUGCAAGGCAAAACUUAUCUGGUUCCUGAAAUCUGGGGGUCUGCUGGAUGUUCCAGCUCUGUGUGGCAGUGUCAUGUUCGAGAGCAUGGGAGGAAUGAGUGGAUGCAGUAUUGUAAAAUCAGGGAUGGGGCAAGUACUGCUGCAUGGGGGAAAAGCACGGAGAGGACUAUUUUGGUCUUUGCGACUCCUCUGCGCUGGCUGUGCUGCGCUUCUGGCUGAAGAACAGCAACUGUUAAGCUAAUUCAGCUGUUUUACAAGAGAGGUGGACUGCUGAGUAUAAAGUUCUUGCUUUUUAAUAGUGUUUUGAACCUGGAGUUGGCAGGGGAAACUCGAUUUGCAAUGCUGCUGGACUGCCACAAGUCAGUGCUGCCGCAGGGCGCGAGGUGUUGAAGUAACGUGUCUGCUUUCCGUGGGUGGUGGGACAGAGGCUGGCUUCUGAGUAGCAGCUCUGAAAGCAGCUUUCUCCAGGGCCACCUGGAUUUUGGAAAGCUACAGUGCAAAUCUACCCUUCUGGCUGUGCUGAAGAUGAGCUCUCCUCUGCGCUUUGAUCUACAGGGUGUCUUUCACACUGUCCCGAUUGAGGUCUUUUAAAUCAUUUUCCCUGCAACUGCAGUAAGCUGCUGCUGUGGCAUGUGGAGCUCUCAAACAUUAAGAUCUGGCUUCGGGAAAGAAUCCUUGGUAACGAAGAACAAAGGGAAAGAAAUGCCGAGAGAAGUCAGCUGUCUGAGCGGCGUUGUUUCGCAGGACAUGCUUUCCAUAAGGUAUGAGUGCCGAGGCUCGCCCUGAGCACUGAGCAGCCGGAGCUGCCUGCCCGGAGCCAGGCCAGGAUGCCGAUCCCUCCGCCCCCUCCGCCCCCACCCGGCCCCCCACCGCCUCCUACCUUCAGUCAGGCGAACACAGAGCCGCCAAAACUGAGCCGAGAGGAGCAGCGAGGGCGUGGGGCCCUCCUGCAGGACAUCUGUAAAGGGACCAAGCUAAAGAAAGUGACACAAAUCAAUGACCGGAGCGCACCAAUUCUGGAGAAACCGAAGGGUAGUGGAGGCAGCAGCUACAGUUCUGGCUCAGCUGCGAUCCAGCCAAAAGGAGGCCUUUUCCAAGGUGGUGUCCCCAAGCUCAGACCUGUAGGAGCAAAGGACACCUCAGACAGCUCCAGUAAGCAAACUCUGCAAGUCCCCGGCUCCAGAGCUGCUGCCCCCAGGCCCCCGGUGCCCGCCAGCAACAGCCGACCUCAAGAUGAUUCUGACAACAGCCGGGCCUCUCCCCCGGAGCUGCCGCGCAUGCAGAGGCCCUCCCUGCCGGACCUCUCCCGGCCCAACAGUGCCGGCAGCACCGGCAUGAAACACAGCUCAUCUGCCCCACCGCCUCCCCCGCCGGGCCGCCGGGCCGCUGCGCCUCCCGCCCCUCCUCCUGCGCACAGCACCAAGGUGUCUUCCUACAACCGGGAGAAGCCCCUGCCGCCAACCCCAGGACAGCGACUGCCCGUGAGCAGGGAUGGACCUCCUGCCCCGCCACCCGUCAAGCCCCCUCCCUCCCCAGUCAGCAUCCGGACGGGGUCGGGGGCUCAGAGCCAGUCUCUCGCCCCGCCGCCGCCCCCCUAUCGGCAGCCCCCGGGGGUCCCCAAUGGACCUUCCAGCCCCAUCAAUGAGUCCGCCCCGGAGCUGCCGCAGAGACACAACUCGUUGCAUAGGAAGACGCCGGGCCCGUUGCGGGGUCUUGCGCCACCACCACCUGCUUCAGCUUCCCCGUCUCUCCAGAGUAGUCGUCCCCCUCCACCGGCCAGAGACCCCCCCAGCAGAGGAGCGGCUCCUCCGCCCCCACCACCGAUGCUGCGUAACGGCGGGCGAGACGCCCCACCGCCUCCACCCCCCUACAGACUGCACGGGUCUGCGGAGCCCCCGAGCCGAGGGAAGCCGCCGCCGCCGCCCACAAGGACGCCGGCGGGGCCGCCUCCACCGCCGCCGCCAGUAAGGAACGGCCACCGGGACUCCAUCUCCACUGUCAGAGCUUUCCUGGAUGACUUUGAAUCCAAAUAUUCCUUUCACCCUGUCGAAGACUUUCCAGCCCCAGAAGAGUAUAAAUACUUCCAGAGGAUCUACCCCAGCAAAACAAACAGAGCUACACGUGGGGCCCCCCCUCUGCCUCCCAUCCCCAGGUGAGAGUGAGCCAUGCAGGCAGUUUGUUCCUGAGCAGAGAUACGGACCUACUUCCCCUUCCUCAGAUGGAUCCUCCCCACCUCCCUGCCCCCUGAGAACCUGCAUGAGAAACUCCCAGCAUCUUUGGUUUUCCCAGCUGUGCAAGGAAGAGCAGAUAACCCCAGCUCAGCUGUCUCUGCCAGCCCACCUUCAUCUAUGCAUCUCACCCUGGACUCGGUGACCUUGCUGGCAAGCCCGGAUGGGUCCUUUCCUCCGCUCACUCAUCGCCGAUCCUGGGACGUGUCGGGACGGUGCUUCUAGCUGCGGUCUGGGUGUUUGGGCACAAGAACUGGGGCAGAUGCUGAACCACGCCGAGACCGGCUGAUGGCAUUGGAACCAGAACUGGCUUGGUGCCCCCUUUUCAUCUGGGCUAGGGCAGGCUGAGGGUGUUGCGUGGGCUUGGAAGGGAGCUGGGGUAGGUCAGAUUUGCGGAGGGGUACAGGAAAAGGGGCGUCUCUGAGCGCGCUCCGUCUGGGACGCUCGUGGGCAGAAAUGCUACGUGUUGAUCCGUUAAGCUAAGUGAAACGAGGAGGAGCAAGCAGAAUGUUUUGUUACCCAAACACAGCAAAUUGCUUUUUUGCACAGAAGCCAGUGAAGGAGCUUGUGACGAUCGGGACCAUCCAGAAACAGCCUGACGGUGCUGGGCCGCACAGCCCACGCCACAGGGAGACCAGAGAGGCUGCUCUGGGCAGGGACUGAUCCACAGCCGUAAGCAGGGACUGGGAGCCGGGGGCUGCGAGGCAGCUCGGCAGGGAACUCGCAGCCUUCCCCGCCGCUCUGCCUCCGCGCUCCCACAUGGGGGACGUUCCCCGCGGCUGCACGACCUCCCUUCGCCGUGCCUUGUCCUCGCACGGGAGCGGUCCAGCGGGGCUUCACCGCCUCGCGUGGCGCAGCCAGCUCGGCGGGACGCCAGCCGCUGCCGGCGUGUUUUUAACCCGGUGGAGGAGGGAGCCGUCCACGCCGGGAGCCCUGUGCGCGGCCCGUGCUGAGGCUGGGCGCCACAGAGCGCCGAGGUAGCCCUGCUUUUGAUGCUGAAUUACCGAACGGAGCAUUUUAACAGAAAGACACUACUCAUCAUCCGUGGAAGAAGCAGAGAGAUGCAGGGUUUUUUGUUUCUGUUAUUUUUUCUUUUUAAUGUGAGGGUGG